UUUUUUUACUUCACGGUAAGGAAAUGCAAGGUUCAGCUCCAGCCUCUGGUAUUCAGAAGAUUUUACAUGACAUAAAAACAAACUUCAUCAAAAUAUUACAUUUUAUUUGUCAAAAUACCUAUUUCAAACACUGAUUUUGAAGUUUCAACCGGAUGUCUUUUAUCUUACAUUCUUUCCAACAUGCCUAGCAGCAGCUGAGACUCUCCUUCACACACACACACACACACACACACACACAGACACACAAAAAGAAAUUGCAAAUCUGACUCGUAGUCCAACACAAUGAGUGCGCACGACGCACAGCCCGCUCCAAAGCUCUCCAACAGCAGCGGACUUUUCCCUCCAGGACCAUCCGUAGCAUGUAUCUCAAGGAGAAGGACCACGGGAGUAUAACUUGACUAUUACUGGAGUUUUUCCCCCCCUCUUUAUGUGUGUGCAUGAGUCUGUGGAGAAACUAUGCCUUUCUGCAAGCGCACCAUACUCCCCAAAGAUGUAUGCAAGCCCGACCGCGGCAGGAGGCUGCAGGCGGAGGUCGUCAAGGAGCUGGGGGACGUGUGCGGUUCCUCCCUGUGCUCGGUGUUGCGGCAGCUCUCGGAUCUGUCCCGGCACUCGGUCAGCAUCCUGGAGGAGCUGGAGGGGGAUCUGGUGUCCGUGUGCCGCCGCUCCGGCGCGCUGGAGGGCAGAGUGGCCCGGCUGCAGAGGCACGUCGCCGAGCUGCUCAGCAAGCCCCCGCCUAGAGCCACCAGCGGUCUAGAGGCAGAGAGCGGAAGGCGCGGUGGCAGCAGCAGUAUCAGCAGCCACGGUGACGGUAACCACAGCAGUGGCGGCGGAGGCAGCAGUAGCAGUGGCGGCGGCAGCGCGGCCCAUUUCAGGUCUCCAUGGCAACAGAGCGUGAACGUGUUCGGCUCGUGGAGCAGGCCGGAAUGUGUUGAGGAGCUGCACCAGCAGGCGCAGCUCAACCUCCAGAGCCUGCUGCAAGAAUUUGAAGAACAGUUGUACGACAACAAGCUGACUGGCCAGACGUUUCGCCAUCCGUCCUCGCAGAGCUCAGACGACACGUCUACAUCACUCAGCCACUCACCAGUCUCUCUCAACAACAAGAGACCCGACUUCAUCUUUCUGCCAGCGUCCAAGCAGCUUUAUGAGGAUGAAACCACCUCCUCCGUGUUUGGCCUGAGGUCUGUGAUCAAACCGUCACCUUCCCCGACCCCGUCCCCCUGCAGCUCAGAUCUCCCCACUCUGGGCUGGGGCAGCAACAACAGUAACAGUAGCACAGCUACAUGUGCCACCACAGGGCCACCUGUCGCCGAAAAACCACGCUGGCACCUGUUAAGACGCACGCCAGCUUAUUGUUUGCCACUGGACGUUACAGGUGAAGUGGGAGCAGUAAAAUUCCACGGUGUCGACCUCCUCCAGCACUCUCCAUCCCCGUCCCCCUCUCCUGGGGACCCCUAUCCCAAGCAGCCCCACUCUCUGGAGCUUUUUGCAGAAACGCCACAUCAAACCCUCCCAUUAAGGAAGACACACUCAGAGCUUGACACAACCCUAGCCACAGAUAACAGUUUGGGGCAACGUCUCCCAGAACAGCUUCUUACCGGCGAUAUGGACCACUCUGGGUUGCUGUUCUCUAACACAUCCUCAUCCUCCUGGAAUGGACCUAAAGGAUCUACAUUUUCUCCUGCUGCGUGGAAUGAGACUUACAAUUACAACAUGAGUAAAGGUCCAGCAGUUCCUCCCAAGCAUCACAGCGUCAUUGGUCAUGCUGGUGGGAUCCAAGACGGGGUAAUGCUGGUGAGCUCAGGACAGUCUGUGAGCUCACAUUCCAGCUCAUUCACAUGUGUGACAGACCCUUCUGGGAGAACAGGAAACAGUGGAUCAGGGAUCUCUCCAUCAGCGCUCACGAUGGGAAAGCGGAAGGACACAGAAGGGGCACCAGCAGAUGCAGGGCGAGGAGGUGGUGCGGAGGCAGGACAAGGAAGGCAGAGGUCAGCACGAUCCAUAGCAGCACAGAAUGCCUUCAAGUUUCGGGAACGUUCCCUUUCCACGCCCACUGAUUCUGGCUCCUUUUGCUUUACAGAGGGUGGUAUAGAGCCAGACUUGACUAUCACCACUACUAGGAAUGGGAACACUAUGGUAAUGGACCACCAUCAAGAGCAUCACAACUAUCUGGGUCAUGGAGAGAACUAUGCCCUUCUAUACCCUAGAGGGAGUUCUGAAGACAGUGCAAGUACUACAGACACUGUCUCUGUUACAGCUUCAGAUUACAGCACAGAAGGACGCUUGCGCCUUCGCUCUCGUUCCAUCUCACUUAAGAAAUCCAAGCGCAAACCCCCACCCCCUGUGAGAAGUGUUUCCUUAAUGAAAAACCUCGGAGAAGCUGAGGGCAGACUAAGGCAUGGGGGUGGUCUUUACCGAGAUGGCCGGCCAAAGAGCCUGCACAUACCUAGAGAUAACUUCCCAGACUUCCAGCCAGAUUUCCUUUUGACAAGCUCUUCUUGCUCCUCUAAAGCCAGUGUUGGUGAAAGGGAGCAGGGCCAAUGGGGCAACGAUGGACCUCCAAGUCUGGAAGUCCAAGCACCUGAGAAGGAAGGGGAAACAGAGAUGAACUUCCCAACUCACUGGCAGUUGGGAGAGUGGAAGAGUAAUGAUCCUUACAGGUCUUUAUCAGGCUCAAGCACAGCAACAGGUACAACAGUGAUUGAAUGUAUGAAGGUCAGAAGUAGCUCAGAGUCCCUUCUAGACUCUCCCUCCACUUCCAGAGCCACGUCCCCUUCACAGUUAUCAGUGGAGACUGAUGUUAAGGCUUCCUCACCCUUAAAACCUCCAGGACUCAUAUCACCAUCAAGUGGCUAUUCCAGUCAGUCAGAGACUCCUACUCCAACAGUUCCAAUAAAUCAGGGGACAGUAGGUACAACAGGGUGUAAGAUGCGUCCAAAGAUCCCAGAAAGGAAAUCAUCACUACCGUCACCAAAGGACCCAGCUGCCAGGUCAAGACUGUCAUUUGAAAUGCCUGGAAAUGCACAUUUGGAGCUGUCAUCAAUAAGGCCGAAGCAGAAGGCAAGUCGGCGCCAUUCAGACACCUCUACUGCUGCCAAACCAGGAAAAAUCAGCCCCAAUUCUUCACAGGCAUUACCUGUGGUUACCCAGAAUGAGCUAAAGACCAUUAGACUUCGGUCUAUUUCACGAGGAGACCUGGAGGACUGUCCUGAUGGAGCUUCUGACACGAUUGAAGAAGAGCAGCAUGGCAGAGACAUCAGCGACGACCCCAGCCCGCCGCCAACUCUACCAAAGCCAAAACCACCCGUGUCUGUCAAGCCACCAUUGCCCAAACGGCCAAUAAACCUCCUCCUUAAGUCUCCUUCUCCUUGCUCCACCUCCCCCCUUGCCAUUGAAUCUCCUCCUGCCUCACCUGUGGAACGUCCAGUGCCUCUUGGCAACAUCUACAAAGUCAUGAAAAAGCCCAAACCAAAAAAGCCCCCACCACAAACUGCCACAAGCCCUGCUGCUCCCCCAGAUUUGAAUUCUACCAAUGUGCCACUCACUGCCUAUGAUCACCCAUUCCUCCCUCAUUCCCAGUCUCUGUUUGACCUCCCACCACUCCCGGACCCCCAACCUUUGUUGGAAGACCCAAUGCUCGAACCUGAUUUUGAAGGAGAAUCAGAUAUCCGUUUAGAACCUGAGGAUGGAGGCUCACUUCCUUCUCCAUGCAGUUCUCAGGAGCCCCCUGAGCUCCAAAACAAGAGCAAGACACUACCUUCAAGGAUGACAAUCUCCUGUCUGGCAGAAUUGUCUGACAAAAAGAAACCCAAGGUUCCUCCUCCAGUUCCUAAGAAACCAAAUGUCCUACUCCUUCCCACACCACUACACCCUUCCACUAAUGGAAGCACAGAUCGGCAGAUCACACAGUCUGACAGCCCCAUGGGUCUCCGGUCUCCAGUUGGAGCAUUUGCACCAGAUGAUGUUCUGGCUAGUUCUAGUGGUCCUGAGAUGUCUGAGCAAGAGGAAAACCACUUGGGAACAGACGAGGACAGUUCAAAAGAGUCAUCUCUGCAGUCGUCACUCCAGGAUUCUUCUUUCACAGAACUUGGAGAAAAAAUGGUCAGCACUGGUCUUGGAGCAGAUGAUUCUGUUGCCGAUGAGAAGACUACUCUCCACAUUGCUGAGGAAAUGGAAGACGACUUGUUGGCCAGCACUCCUACGACACACACCACAGAGGACUUGUUCACCAUUAUACACAGGUCCAAGCGAAAGGUUCUUGGCCGUAAGGAGCCCUCAGAUUCUUUUGGCAGCCGCCAGAGUCUGGUGUCACCGGUGAAGCACAGUGCUAGUGGGAGUGAUCAUCGGAACCUAACCUUGGGUAGCAGCCAAAGGUCAAGUUCUCGCAACGAGAACUUCAUGGCCCUGCUUCAGAAGAAAGGCAGCAAGUCUUCCAGUGGAGGAGCGAGGGUGUCCGCAAUGGAGCUCCUGAAGAGCACAAACCCUCUAGCCCGACGCAUCACAGAGUUCUCCGCCGCAUCAGCUGCCGAGGGAGGGGAGGUGCCGUCUGGGACUGACAAACCCAACGAACAGUGAACGGAAAUAUAAUUUCUAGAUGUUAACGCGGUUUGGUUCCUAUUUACUACAACACAAACCAACUCUACUAUCUGCCACAUGCUGAGGACAUACUUAGCGCCCUAACCUCUGAUUGACCAUUUGGACUGUCCAAUGAAAUUGGAGCACAUUUUUCGGCAAAACAACCCUUCCUAUGGUUGGCGUUCAGUAUUUGCCUGUCAAACUCAUAAGUGAAGAAAAAAGCUUGUUUUUUACUAUAUAUAAAUAUAAAAAAAAACAUCUUAUUUAGUGAGAAAAAAUGGGCAGAUGGACUGGCGAAGAUGACACUGGGAAUGUAGAAAUACGCAGUGAAUAUCAUGGCACUUGACAUUUGGAUCAGCACUAACAACAGAUCUGAAUCUCCAACCAUACCAAUCUGCCAUGACACCACAGAGGACAAGGAACCAACUUAACCCAAGAAACAAGUGGAAGACAAUUAUAUUGUCUGUUGGUUAUUCAGUUGCUUUACAGGUGUAACACCUGUAGCUCUCUAGGAAGUUAAUGUUUGGGCAUCAGUUUUGCGAUGGGGGAACUGAGGAAGGUGAACUUGGACUUUGAUGCUCCAUUUUCUCCCGAAGUCAGUUCAAUAGCAUAGCAUACCAACAGCGAAGUGCCAGACUGAGCAAAAAGAAACUGCAUGGGGGAUUUUGUUUAUGCCACCAAAGAUGAGGCAUGAGCAUGUCCCUCAUUUUGUUACCCGUGCUGUGACCGUGAACGUGGAUCUUCAUAUAGCAUUCCACAGAGGCACCAAGCGAACCGACUUGGAAAGCAAAGCACUUUUCUUUCCUUUGGCCUCAGAGGUCGUUUACAUGGCGAAAUCAAUUUUGCCGCUUUGCAUUUAGAUUCCCCUCAUCGUUCAUUAUCUUUUUAAUCUGUUUUUAAAUGUUACGUUUUACUCCUAUUUUUUUAUACGUUCAAAAUGUCUAUUUACUGUAUAUGUUUAAUGGUAUUAUACUAUAUGUAACAUGUACAAAGAUAAAUGGAAAGCAUCUAUCAACAAAGACUCAAAAUAGUGUACAGAGACGCGAGAAGCUUGGACUUCAAACUGCCGAUGCACACACUAUAGCACACACACUGACAGAAAAGUUACGCUAUGAAAGAAAAACAGAAAAAGACCGUCUACACGAGUGUGUGUGUGUGAGUGUGUGUGUGGAUGCAAUCAUGCCUGCUGAUGUUUCCACAGAGAGAUCAUGAAGCAGGCCUGGUUAUUUCACAGGGUUUUUAUUUGUUUUUGGUCUCUGGUGUUGGGGGGCCGAAGAACUGUUACAAACAGACCACAGAGGACCUACACUAAUGUUAUGUUUGUAUGUGUGUGAGCGUGUAUAGAUGGAUGCUUCAACUAAAGAGGGAGAAUAUGGAGCAUGUGCACAAAGGUUUGUUUCAUGUUUGAUGCGAGGUGUCCCUCAUUAGUUUUCAUUAGAGCUUGGAUGUGUGCAGAGCCCCCCUGCAUGGCCUCAAUAGAUUAGAAUGACCCAAGUGAAAUCCCUUUAGGUGAGUUUCCUUACUUAGUUGUCAUCUUUAAAAUGAUCCAAGUCAUUCUUGUAGCUUAACAAGACAAGGCCUCGUUUUAAUUCAAAACGGACAGAAGCCUAGCUGGAAUUUCAACGGUUUGGUUACCAUGCUCAAGAUAGAGUUUGAAAACCUUUUCUCCUAUUGUUUAAUUUAGAGAUAUGAGGCAUAACUAAAGUGAAUGUGGUACCUGGAUAUGUUUUAUUGCAGAGUGACCUUUUAUGGAUUCUCCUGUAGGGGGUGUUUUCAUCACACCGGUGCCUGUGCUAAACUAAGACACCAGUGCUUUGUUCCGCCUGUUUCUACCACUAAAGCUCUCACUAGGCAAGGAAACAAAAGUACUCGACCAACUCUUUGCUGGACCAGAGUAAAAACCCACUUUUGGCAGGAGCUAGAAGUGGCUUCAUAGGGAGCAACUACCAAUCAAAAUGUUGAGUGCCAUAUUAAAAUUUCUGUCUAGCUUCACUUUUAGAACUUAUUUAAGAAAAGUAAUGACAUAACCCCAGUUAGAAACACACUCUUCCGCCCUGCCCUGUAACCUCUUAGAUGAAAACCAUAUCAUUUACAGGUGUGUAGCUACGCCGGAGCAAUUCUUCUAACAAGGUUUAAAGUGGAGCACAGCAAAGUAAAACUUGCCAUCCAGCUUCCAUUUAUCACUUAGAAGCAUUUCUAAUGGACGUAGGAGCAAGCACUGUCAUUUCUUUUUCCUUAUUCAAAUCCAUAGUUAAUAACCCUAACGCUAACCUGUUUCUGCAGAGCUUACUGGACUAAUUUCAAGCCCAGAAUAUGCUGUUUUAUGUCACAGUACCACAUCAAAUUAGUCAACCAACUGGAGUGGAACAGACUCAAAGGUCCUGGUUCAGUGGUUCCUCCUUACACUCAUCUAUAAGACUGUGGAAUCCAUUCUAUUUCCAGGAGGAUUCAGGAAUCAAAAAUGUUCAAAAUGGUUUCCAGAAACUUAAAGAUUCUAAAACAAAUGAGUAACAAAAAAACUGUAAAUAUUAGAGCUCUUGUAGAUUUCAUUAAAAAGAGAUUCUGAAACCUUGAGGAGCAAACAAUAAAAAUCUUGUUGUAAUUAGACUAAAAGGAGUCCACCAACCCCCAGGACUCUGGAUUGUCAGACUGAGGGAAUGCUGUGAGGCCGCUGCAGCUUUUGCAGAUGAACUGGUAAAAACUGGUUCAAUAUGAAGUUCCCUCCAUCUGUCCAUUGGCGCUAUAGCAGAGGGACGCUCCGGGCAUUGAAGAGGUUCUGUUUGUUUUGCCCUCCCCAGUGACAGCUCAAGUCACCCACACCCCCGACCACUCCCAGCACUCAUCCUCCUCUCAUGACUGUUGGAUCCAUCUCCAUCUGUCUCUUUUGCUCCACUCUAACCCAUUCAUCUGGCAAAGAGCUCCUUCUCUUUUGUCCCCUAUUUACCGCAUCCUCCUCUAUUGCCUCCUCCUAUUCCUGCCUCUCCACCUCCUUUUUUUCCUCCUCCACCUCACCAUCUCUCUCUGCAUUCAGUCUAUGCAUCUGAGCUCAGCAGAAGAGACGACACAGGAUGAAUGUCAAUGAAAGGACUGUUAGAAAACAUUGAUGCUGUUCUUUGAUUUUGAAAAAUGCAAAAACCUUCUUAGUUUGAGCUUUCCUUUUUUUAUACUGUUAGCACCCACAUAGCAUGGUAUUACCAUGAACGAGUAAGGGAGUAAGUGAAAGUAUGAAUGAAUGAAUGAAUUUAAGAGGUGUUUUUGCUUGAAGGACCUUGACUUUCAGAACUGUGAACACAAAGAUUAUUGGCUAUGGACCACUGCGUGUGGGUGACCAGACAAGCGUUCCAGGCUGCUAAACCUGACUUACCCCUCUGCAUGGAUGGACUGUAUAAACCCAGGAGGGAAACCUUUCAUCUCUUGACUCUUGCUUGGCAAAGUAUCUCUCGGUGCUAUUGAGUCGGAGCUCUAUCUUGUGGAUGAAAAAUGAAGCGUCACAACAAAAAGGAACGGGGAAGGAAAACUAUCAGCCACACGCGUCUUUCUUCCCAACAACAGUCCUUCAGGUAUUCAGUCGUUCUGGGAAAAAAAUACGUAAGUCCAUUUAAGAUGACUAGUAAAGUGAUGCUUGUUUUUGAUAUUUAGUGAAUGACACCGAUAAAACUAUAAAACUCUGUGUUUGUUUGCCUUGUAUACUGAAUUAUGGGUGUUGCUGCAGCAACUUCUUGAUUUCUUUGUUUGUUUUUAAAUAUCAUUUAUUAUUAUUUUGACUGCCUUGGUAGUGGAAAAACUAGUUUUUCACCAAAAAUGAAUGGUAUACAGCAGGAGCAUAAGAAAGACCUUGCAUAUAGUCUAAAAGACAUUUGUAUAACCCCAUCACUUAACCUUAUUUCUACACACACAUGCAGCUAAAUGUUCCUUAGAUUUGUCACAGAGAUCAAGAAAAAUAAGAAGGUUGAGUAUAAACAGAAGGAAAAAAAGCGUUAUUUUUAGACUGAGCCAACUCAAAGAAUGUACGGUUAGAAGCAAAAGGAAUAUGUUCAAUCCAUGUGGUUUGAGGACAAAACACACACAAGUUAAAAAAAAAGUGUAAAACUGGUUGCACUGUCGCUUCCUGUUUGUGUGCACAUUAGUAGCCCAUAGUGUGUUUGUAAGACAGAUGGCAGAUUCCUAUGAAGCGAAAAGUCCAGAGUGGUACAGACAAGCCAAAACAUAUGGGUACGGCGGUAAACAAUUAGGGAUGCUAUCCCUUAUGUAAAGAUGUUUUCAUUUAUUAUCAAGAAGAACAUAUUGCUCUACAUUACAACUGGCGACAUCAGAGUGUGCAGCUCCACAAACAGUUGAAUUGUUAGCACCAGCACAGAGCUGUAUUUGUGCAAUUGUUUUGCUUUGCAAAUGUCAUUAUAAGCAUCAAGACAUUUACCGGCACACAGAGCCGGACUGCAUUUGGAAAAUCAGAACCAAAGAGCCGAGCUCUCUUUGCCUACAGCACUAAGCUAAAAAAAUAGAAACACAUUUAUUGACAGCUUAUUAUAUUGGAAAAUUAAAUUUUUACAAAAUAUCUAAUAAGAGGACUAUAUUGAAGAUGAACUAUUACUCCCCAUUAAAUGAAAAGUGCUAUAUUACAGAGAAAUGACCUUUAUUUAUUUUCUCUGCUCAUCCCAGCAGGCUUUGCUUUGUUUAAGACGUUAUUUAAAGUGCCCUCUACAGUUAUUGGUACACCUGGUAAUUAAUUGUUUAUUUUCACACAAAAAUUUUAGAAGAACCCAACAUUGAAUUUGAUUUUAAAAAUCCCCAAAAUCCCAUGCCACAAUGUAUGGCAACCCUAAUAAAACCUUUUAGUUAAAACCUAUUAAGUUCAGUUACAACUGAAGCAGUUUUGCAUUUCUUUUACUUUUUUCAAUUCCUAACUGAUACAGGAAAGCAGAAGAAAGUGGCACCUUUUGGCCACCGAGUCUCCAUGACUCAACAGAGGAUCUGUGACCCUGUGGGCCUCUUUGUCUUCCAGUGGCCCUGGUAGUGAUGUGUCUGUGUGGGAACAUAGCAUAUACGAGGACUAAAGACUGUGGACCAUCUAGAGCUGCAGUCAACUUUAAAACAGACAUUUUUGCUCUCGCUUUUCCUAAAAUAUUUUGUGUAGAGCCACAACACCUACAUGACCCUUAGUAAAAAAUAGAUAGCUUAUUAGGUUUUAAAUAUACCAUUUAUAGGAUUAGUUUUUGUUGUUGUUGUUAAAGAACCAAAAUAUGUUCUUUUAAGGUUUCAAUACAAAGACAAAUGUUAAACUUUUACAAAACGAGAAAGAAUACUUUUUUCAUUUUGUAAUACUAGACAAAUACUAGACAGUCCUGAAGGACCAGCAAAAAAAAAAAAAAAACAGUUUUUAAGAGGCUAAUUUUUUCUGUUUGUUCUGUAAUAGUCUAUUCUCCCAUUAGACGCACAGAAGUCAAACCACUGGGAUUGACUGACACCUGCCAAAAGGCCACUUACAGCUCCAGAGACACAGGUUGCAAGCCAUUAAUCUAGGGAGAUUGUGCAAAAAGGACUGGUCAAAUCCUCCAAACCUGUGAAAUGUUAAAGGAGAGGACCUGUUGGUAAUAGAGAAUUGCACAAUGUAUUUAAAAGCAGGGGUGCCAAUAACUGUGGUCCUGGAUGAUUUUGUAAAGGAGAAAAAAAAACAAUAACCAUAUCUUAAUGCAGGUUUUUAUUCCCAAUAAAUAAAUCUACUCAAAUUAAAGGCCUGAUUUUAUUUAUUUAUUUGUUAUUGUUAGAUUACAGAAAAGCAAGAUACAAAUUAUUUUUACACAUCUUUACCAAGGGUGCCAAUGAAUAAAAGUGGAAGGUGCUGUGUUAUAUGAGAAAGUAAGAAAGGAGACAGUAAAAUGGAUCACAUAUGAAUUUAAGUCAUGUUUAAGUCAAGUCAAGUGGGGAUACAAAUAGAAAGUAUUUGAAACUGAGUUUGUAUUUCACCACUGAACAAAUAUAGAAGAUAUCUGUAACUUAAGUAAAACGUUUAUAUCAGACAGUUAUUGUUUUUUUAACUGCAGAUGUGGUAACAGAAAAUCAGUAAUCCAAUUUUACAUAAACAUGGACAGGGAUGGACAAUCUGAAUCCUAAUGCCCCACUCGGACUAAUGGAUUCAUGACAGGUUUUCCAAUUAGGCACCUCUUAAUCUGUCCGAGCUGUUGUAACUUCUGCACAGCUUUAUGAGACGGUUCUAGAUUUUAGACAGCCCCGCGGAAAGUCGAGGCUGCAGUUUUGGACCAAUGAGGAUCUUGUUUCAGGAGGGCAACAUGAGUGAUGUUCACUUUAUGUGUGUCCAGGCUAACCCAAGAAAACAGUCCCCCAAACCUAGUUUCUAAUGAAGUGCUGUUGCUGUGCAGGCAGCUUCUGAAGACACAGAUGUUAAUUAGAGAGGCAUACAAGCAAGAAAGACGGACAGAUUUAUUUGAAUGAUUCUAUUUUUGUUACAUCUUAUUAAAAAAAAGCAUAUUUAAAGGAAUAUUCCAUGUAUGUAUUGAUUAUCCUCUGUUUCCUGGCCCUAUCCGAUGGUGUAAUCUGUAGCUGCAAAGUGGCGUCUCACACAAAUGCUCCUCUCUGCAGCUAUCCAAUGCCAGUGUGAUGAAAAAUGUUAUAUCAUUAUAAAUAAAUUAUUUUUCUUGCCUAAA
Molecule: messenger RNA, 11234 nt
Organism: Girardinichthys multiradiatus
Lineage: Eukaryota; Metazoa; Chordata; Actinopteri; Cyprinodontiformes; Goodeidae
Gene: nhsl2
Product: NHS-like 2
Exons: 10
Coding region: 457-4572 (1371 amino acids)
Biological process (GO): cell differentiation
Source: RefSeq, a predicted model, not a curated record